AUGCUAGAUAACAGUAACAACAGCACCCUGCACCCCCUGCUGCUUGUUAAGUUCUUCAUUAUCGUCUGCAGGAAUAUGGAAAACAUUGACCCAGAGAAGACCCCAGGCUUUGUCUUCGAGACCCUUAAACUGUUAAACUUCUGCUUGACUCAGCUGAAGAAGCAGCCUGCGGAUCAGUCGUCCCUCCAGACAGUGAUUCAGUAUGGCCUAAUGCUGUUGGAGAGUCUCUUUGACCCUUAUAAUACAUGGAGGAGACGCCUGACAGGGGAGGAGGUGAGCAUGGUGGAGAGGAGCAAGUAUAAGUUCUCCCCUCUCCCCUUACCAGAGGAGCUGCCUGCUCUAUUCCAUGACAGCCUGCAGGACAGCCAGCAGAUCCCAGAGGACCUCGCUCUCCGAUUGGUCCAUCUCCAAGGGGCUGUCAUCAGUGGCAGCAAGAAGAACGGCCUGCUCUCCAUCACCCUGCAGUCUGUGGAGGACCUUCUUUCUGUACUCCGAGCCUGGUGCCUCCGGACCUCCUCCAACCCCAAGGACCCCACGCUGCUACGGCUGACCCUGCAGUGCCUGACUGCAAUGGUGCAUACCCUCCACUCCAGUAGUCCUGCAGAGCGCCGGCUGGAGAUCAGGACCGUGUUGGAUGGCUACUUCCAGGUCCUGAACUGGAACCGGCCUCCAGGGUUAGGGAACGAGCAGGAGGACGGGCAGAGCUGGGAGGAACACCUCAUCACUCUCCAGAGUCACAUGCUGACUUCGGUGCCUGAGAUCCUGCAGUGUUCAGACAGACCGGUGCUGCAGGCCAUCUUCCUCAACAACAACUGCUUCGAACACAUCCUCCGACUCAUCCAGAACAGCAAGCUCUAUCACAGUAAAAGGUGUAGGUCGGAGCGUGAGGGGGUGUGUGACCUCACCACACGUUUGCUCACGGACACAGAGGUGGAAGUAGACCAGGUUUUGGAGAAAGGUUCCGACUGCAUUACAGUCCAUGCCCUCGGAGUCCUCACAUCCAUCAUGAGUAACUCCCCUUCUGCCAAGGAGGUUUUCAAGGAGAGGAUUGGCUACUCCCAGCUGUUUGACGUCCUGAAGAGUCAGGGUCAGCCCACUAAACGCCUGCUGCAGGAACUCAUGAACAUGGCGGUGGAAGGGGAACACGCCCACACCCAUCACCUGGGUGUCAGUAACGACCAGCCCCUCCUCCUCCUCCUACAGUGGCUGCCUGACCUGGCCCCCCAGAGGGACCUGCAGCUCCUGGUAGCCCAGUGGCUGGCUGCGGUCUGCGGGGGCUCCCUGGCCUGCCGUACGGUGGCUGUGGAGGCCGGCCUGGUGGGGGCUGUGCUCCAUGUCCUCUCCCAGCCACAGAGACUGGACCGCCAGUGUGCCGAUGGCCUCCUGGGGAUGUUACAGGACAUGGGGUCUCUCUGUCUGAGGCCUGCUGAGCUGAAGUCUCUGUUGAGGCUGCUCCGACCCCUCGAUCAGGGGCAGGACGUGUUGGCAGGGAAGAGGACGGGGACACACCCUUACUGCGCCCGCAUCAUCCGGGUGCUGGCGGCGAUGGCGGCCAGGGAUGGGAGGAACAGCGCCCUGCAGUAUUUUGACCUGACACAUCCCCUGGCAGGGAUCAUGGUGCCCACGGUCCAGCGCUGGCCAGGCAGUGGGUUUUCCUUCCACGCCUGGCUUUGUCUCAACAUGGACUUCCCACAAUACCACUCAGAGUUCUCCACACCCAGCACCCGCCCGUCUGCUGGGGCACCAGGGGCGGCGACACGGGGUAUGGGCAAAGGCCCCCGCAGGAAACAGCUGUACAGCCUGUUGACAGCCGGUGGUACAGGUUUAGAGGCUUUCUUCACCAUGGAGGGAGUGUUGGUGGUGGCUGUCUGCACUAAGAAAGACUACAUGGUCGUGUCCCUGCCAGAACACCCUCUAACAGACUGCUGCUGGCACUCUGUGGAUAUAGUCCAUAUUCCCGGCCGCCGCCCCUUUGGUCAGAAUCUGGUCACCAUCUACAUCGAUGGAGAACAGCGCAAGACAGCCCAGCUCCGAUUCCCCUCGCUCAAUGAGCCUUUCACCUCCUGUUGUAUUGGCUCAGCAGGCCACCGUACCACCACCACCACCACCUCCCCCACCCUGCCUCCUCCCUCCCUCCACCCAGCAGAGAUGGGCUUCCCCACCCACGCUCCCCCCAUCACCCGCUCCCAGUCCUUCCCAGCCUCCUUUGCGGCAGGCCGCUGGGGGCCUGGGCCCCUGCGUGACGCUCCCGUCCACACCAUCCCCGCCGGGCUGCAGGAUACGGAGUGGGGCACGCCCACCUCACUGGACGGGCUCCUGGGGACCGCCUUCAUCUGUCAUGAGGCCCUGCAGCCAGCGCACACCAAGGCCCUAUACACUGCUGGCCCCAACCAUGUGUCCCUGUUCAAGGCAGAUGGAGAGCUGUCGGACCUCAACAGUAAACUGCUUCUCUACUACACUCCUCAGGCCUUCAAGAGUCAGAUCUGUGUGGACCUGUCCCCUAACCACCAGUAUGAUGGCAGACUGACAGGCCACAGGGUGGUGAACUGGGACAUCAAGGAUGUGUUGAACACAUUGGGGGGCAUGGGGGUUCUACUGCCCCUCCUGGAACAGGUGUGUGAGCCAGAGCAGGCGGAGGGAGGAGGUCAGGAGACGUCAGACCUGCUGGGACCAGAACUAACCUGUAGCUCCUCCCGGGGGCCUGUCGGCAUGCUGCUGCCACUGGGCAAGUCCUCCGAUGGUCGGCUGGAGAGGAACAGUGUAGCAGCCUUCCUGCUGAUGGUGAAGAAUCUGAUUCGUCAUCACCCUGUCAACCAGGAGAGCCUACUGAACUGCCACGGACCCAGCAUUAUAGGAGCCAUGCUCACUAAGGUCCCAGGUAGUAUGAUGGAUAUGUCUGUUCUGAUGGCGUGUCAGUUCCUGUUGGAGCAGGUAUCCAGUGAGGAGAACAGUCCGUUGCUCCUGCAGCUCUACCAACACCUGCUAUUUGACUUCCGCAUCUGGAGCAACAGCCACUUCGCUGUGUGUCUGGGCCAUGUCCAGUACAUGUCGUCUGUGAUCAAGGAUGGGAAGCAUCGCAUGAGGAAGAAGUAUGGAGUGCAGUACAUCCUGGAUACCAUAUGGACACACUACAGUGUGGAGAAAGAUGGCAGUCCUCUGUCUGAUGAAAAGCAGACUGUUCAGAUCUCUCUGUUCUCUCUGCUGAGAGACUUCCUCCUCAAGUGUCCUACUGCUGAAGAGCUCCACAGCAUCUUGGCCUACACACUGGCUAUAGGAGAAGAGCAGCAGGUGGUGAGUGCGUUAGAUGUGGUUUAUAGUCUGUUGAGGAGCAGCCCCCCCAGAGAGCAGGUCCAGGCUGUACUGUUGGAGUGGGGAGUAGAACAGCUCUACUGUCUGCUGCUCAAACCCAGCUUUGGAGACGAGGUCAGGGAGAGAGUCUUCAGGGUUCUGUACAAGAUCCUGAAGAGUGAACGAGUGUCUGAGCGAGCCAAGCAACGUGUCAAGUUGAAGGAUUUUGGAUACCUCGGUCUUGUUUGUUUUCUAGGAGACGUCCCCGUAACCAUGACCACCGUGCGCUGUCUUUACGAGCAGGUCCUCGCUACAGAUGCCACUCCUAACUUCAGAGACCUGCUGGCUGUGGUCCACCUGUCCCAUCGUGCUGAGCUCACUGUCCGUCUGGACGUCUGUCGCAAGCUCUUCUACCUGAUCUAUGACAAUGAGGACUAUGUUCGUCAGCUGGCCCGUCAGCCAGGCUGGCAGGAUGUGUUAACUAAGCUCUAUAUGAAGGAGUCCUAUGAGUCUCGCGGUCCCUCCCUGGCAGGCUCCAGCACCCACAGCUCCCUGGACCCCUCCUCCUCCCGCCCCCCUCUCAGGAGAGAUCACAGCAUGGUCAUAGAGGACUCUCAGUACGCUCACACA
Molecule: messenger RNA, 3918 nt
Organism: Oncorhynchus keta (chum salmon)
Lineage: Eukaryota; Metazoa; Chordata; Actinopteri; Salmoniformes; Salmonidae
Product: neurobeachin-like protein 2
Exons: 28
Source: RefSeq, a predicted model, not a curated record